AGAGAGAGAGAGAGAGGAUAAUUUAAUAAGAAGAAAUGUUGGGAGGCAAAAGUGGUAUUAACAAUUAUUAGCUGAAAAGAAAGAAAGAAAGGCCACCCUGACAACAAAGCAUCUCCCUUUGUUUUUGUUUUUAUCAAUUUCAUGAUUUCAGUUUCUAUCUUCUUUUUCAUCUCUCGAAAUCGUAAUCGUCAUCUCCAUCUCCAUUCAUUUUUUUUCUCUGUCUUUCUCCCUUUAUCUUUCUUCUUUAUUCUGUCCUUUUCUUUUUUGCAGAUCGGUUUUCUCAGUUGAUUAUGAUUAUACCCUUUCUUUCUUACUGCUGCUACCUCACCUCAGCUGCCUCCCUUUUUCUGUUGCUUACAGUUUAAUUUCCCAGAAACGAAAACAAAAGAGAUUCACUUAUAAAUUAAAUUCUAAAUCUCGAAGAGGGCAGUAUGGAACACUAACCCUCGUACGUUUACUCUUUUUUCUGGCAACCUGACUUGCCAGUUGAAUCGGGUCAGACCCAGUUCUAGAUUCUUUUCACAGCGUCUCCAUCGCCAGCAAAACGAGCGAUUCCCCCCUCUCGCAGCCGUGUGGGGGACGAGAACAAGACGGAGGGAAUUGAAAUGAAUUUUGUUUGUGGUAUUUAUCAUUGACGAGAAGAAGUCGAAACUCCUUCAUGCAACAUUCAGACGACGGCGGAAGACUAUUGCUGGAAAACGAAUAUAUUUAGAUGCAGCAAGGAGGAGGAAGAGGAGGAGGGCAUCAAUCGCAAUAUGGGGAGAUGAGUGGUGGUCCGAAAACGGAUGCAGCGAGUAGCAGUCUGAUGGUGAGCGAGCAAUCGGAGCAGCUGGAAGAGGCGUCUCCAAUCAGUUACAGACCGCCAGCCAUGGGGAAUCCCGAUGAGUUGAUGAGGUUCGCAAGCGGCGGUGGAGAUGAGGAAGGCGGCGGCGGCGGCGUAGGAGGAGGGGGAGGUGGAGCUGCAAGUAGGAAUAGGUGGCCCCGUCAAGAGACUCUUGCACUUCUCAAGAUUAGAUCAGAUAUGGAUUCCGUCUUCCGUGAAGCCACCAUCAAAGGCCCACUUUCGGAAGAUGUUUCCAGGAAGCUAGCGGAACUGGGUUACAAAAGGAGUGCCAAAAAGUGCAAGGAAAAAUUCGAGAAUGUCCAAAAGUACUACAAGCGAACAAAAGAUGGCCGAUCUGGGCGUCAAGAUGGUAAGAGUUACAAGUUUUUCAGCGAACUCGAGGCUCUACGUACAACUUCCGCCACGAUAACACCUACCGCGGCCGUUUCCUCCUUCAGCCUGGACGUGGCUCCCAUUUCGGUUGGGGUCCCUAUGCCCAUCUCUUCUAUCAGGAUUCCGCCUAGAAGUACAGCUGCCACUAUCCCCGUGUCCUCGGCGCCAGCCCCUCCUAUCACCAGUACAGUCGCUCCGUUUGGGAUCACCUUUUCUUCUAAUAGUUCUUACGAAGUCGAACUACGAGGGGAACCUUCGGGCAUGGCUGACACGAGUCGAAAACGUAAAAGGCAUUCGUCUUCGAGAGAUGGUGGAAGUAAUAGCGGUAGCAUCAGGAAGAUGGAGUUCUUCGAGGGCCUAAUGAAACAUGUAAUGCAGAAACAAGAAGCCUUGCAACAGACGUUUUUAGAUGCCAUGGAGAAGAGAGAGCAAGAUAGGAUGAUAAGAGAAGCAGCUUGGAAAAGACAAGAGCUAGCAAGAUUAGCCCAUGAACAUGAACUUCUGGCUCAAGAACGUGCCCUUGCUUCUUCUAGGGAUGCUGCCAUUGUUUCAUUCUUGCAGAAUAUUACUGGUCAGACGAUACAGUUACCCUCGGCGGCUCCACCUCCGCAGACACAACCACCCGCACCUGCUGUUCCACCACUGACCCCAAUUCCUUCACCAGCAGCUCCACAACCGCAACACCACCACCAACAACAGCAACAACAGUCACAUUUGCAACAUCAACGGCAACAGCCGCAACAAUCACAUUUGCAACAUCAACAGAACCAGUAUGAACCACAAAAUACUAAAGUUGUGAAGCAUCAACAACAUCGUAUACCUUCGGAAGUGACAAUGGCUAGCCAGGAACAAAAGGUGGCACGACAGGAGAUCGGUGGGAGCGAAAGGAUGGAGCCUGCGUCGUCCAGAUGGCCUAAAGCUGAGGUUCUGGCACUUAUAAGCAUAAGGAGUGGGCUUGAAUCUAGUUAUCAAGAGGCUGGGCCGAACGGUCCUCUCUGGGAAGAAAUCUCCGCAGGUAUGAGCAGGAUGGGCUAUAAGAGAAGCGUCAAACGAUGCAAGGAAAAAUGGGAGAACAUCAACAAAUAUUUCAAGAAAGUCAAAGAAAGUAACAAGCAGCGUCCCGAGGAUGCCAAAACCUGCCCCUAUUUUCACCAACUCGAGGCCCUUUACCGUAAGAAAAUACUUGGUGGUGGAACUAGCGGUGGUUCCUGUAGCUUCAGUGACCAAAAUAGGCUUGAAGGUGAAACAUCACAGCCUAGUGACACCCCAACAAUCAUGCCAGCGCCACCAUUGACGCAGCAGCCUAUUCAUAAUCAAUCUGAAAAUAAAACCGAAGUUAUUGUUGAUGCCCUUCCAAAUAAAGAAAAUUCAACUGGAAGUCUCUUGGGAAAAGGAAAUACUGGAUUUGCAAAGAAGUCAGAAGAUAUGGUGAGGGAGCUGAUGGAGGAAAGGGAGAUGCAGUAGCAAAGGAUGCAUACAUACAUACAAUCCUAGGUGGUUGAAUGGCUAUGAUCUAUAAGGUUGACCAACCAUAUAGUGAGAAAAUGGAACAUGAAUAGGAGGAAAUGGAAGAAAAGCGAAAGAUGGGUUUUAUAAGAUUGAAAUUCAAAGACAAAAUUCAAGCUGAGGACCAUCCUAUGCGCUUAUCGGUUCAGAAGUUUUGUUUCUCUCCUACUUCCUGAAUAAUUUCGGUGUCAUUAUUGUUAUUUUUUUUUCAGUUCAUUGAUUUGUUGGUGAAUAAGGAAUUCCGUUUUAAAUGGGAAACGAGAAGAUAGAUUGAAUUGAGACA
Molecule: messenger RNA, 3005 nt
Organism: Hibiscus syriacus
Lineage: Eukaryota; Viridiplantae; Streptophyta; Magnoliopsida; Malvales; Malvaceae
Product: trihelix transcription factor GTL1-like
Exons: 3
Coding region: 713-2680 (655 amino acids)
Source: RefSeq, a predicted model, not a curated record